This is a messenger RNA of Budorcas taxicolor (takin), 2323 nucleotides long. RefSeq names its product ring finger protein 135 (gene RNF135). The record is from RefSeq and is a predicted model, not a curated record. Lineage: Eukaryota; Metazoa; Chordata; Mammalia; Artiodactyla; Bovidae. The transcript has 5 exons. Gene Ontology annotation, molecular function: ribonucleoprotein complex binding; metal ion binding; ubiquitin-protein transferase activity. Gene Ontology annotation, biological process: regulation of innate immune response. The coding region runs from base 1 to 1281 and encodes 426 amino acids. Gene Ontology annotation, cellular component: cytoplasm.
AUGGCGGGCCUGGACGCGGGCCCGGCGAUCCCCGUGUGGCUGGCGGAGGACGACUUGGGCUGCAUCAUCUGUCACGAUCUGCUGGCCUGGCCCGCCACGCUGCCCUGCGGCCACACUUUCUGCCGCGACUGCCUGCUGGACCUGUGGGCCGCGAGUCGCGGCCGGUUCUGCCCCACCUGCCGCGAGGGCGCCCCCCGGCCGCCGCAGCUGCGGAAGAACACAAUGCUGGAGGACCUGGCGGACAAGUACAGGCUGGCGGCGCGAGAGCUGGAGGGCCCGAGCCCGUACCCCGGCCCGGAGCCGCGUCCGGCACCUCGCCCAGCGCCCCGACCCGGGCGGCCCACGGCGCAGCUGCGGGUGGAGGCACCGAGGAGCAUCACAGAAGUUGACCGGGAGCUGGCAAAGCUGGUGGAACGGCUUAUAGAUAUUGUCAGGAACCUUCAGAGUCCAAGACACCUCCCAGAAUCUGAACCAGAUAAAGAAGUGAGCAUUCUGGCUAUGACUUUGUUGGAAGGGGUGGACCUUUCCUUGGCUUCUCCCAAAAUGAGUUCCAGCCCACCUGAGCGAAAAAUGAAAGAUAUUCUCCGUGACCUAGAAGAGAUCCAAGAAAAAUUACGAGAAAACUUCGCGCAGAAAGGGGCCCUUGAAGAACAGACACAGGUUGAACUCCCAGAAGUUCCAUCUUCUUCCUCAUGCCCACUGCCUGACCAGAGCCGCUUUGCACCGAAGAAGGCUUCCUCGUUUGCUCGAUGGGCCAUCAGUCCAACCUUUGAGCUUGAGAGCCUCUCCUGUAAUCUAAAGGUGUCUGUGGAUCACCGGACAGUGACUGUGUCUGACUUCCCAAUGUUCUAUGCCUGGAGUCCCGAGAGGUUUGCCUCCAGCCAGGCUUUAUGUUCCCAGCCUCUCUCUUCUGGGCAGCAUUACUGGGAAGUGGACACUCAGCAUUGUAGCCACUGGGCAGUCGGGGUGGCUUCACGGGGAAUGAAGCGUGACCAGAUCCUGGGAAGGACCACAGACUCCUGGUGUGUAGAGUGGAAAGGGACCAGUGAGCUCUCUGCGUGGUGCAUGGUCAAGGAAACUGUCCUCGGCUCAAACAGACCUAGUGUGGUGGGCAUCUGGCUGGACCUUGAGGAGGGAAAACUUGCCUUCUAUUCCGAGGCAGAUCAGGCGAAGCCUCUGUUUGAGUGCCCAGUCUCUGUCUCUUUUCCUCUACACCCUGCCUUCUGGCUGUAUGGCUUAUACCCUGGAAAUUCUCUGACCAUAAGGCAAAUGAAUGUGUAAACAUUCCCUGGGUGUUAAAACACAUCGAUUUCCUGGUCUCUCCGACUUUUAGCAGGGUGGCCACUUAAGAAUCCCUCUUCCAGCACUCCCCUGGUGGUCCAGACAGUUUGGAAUCCACCUGCCAAAGCAGGGGACACGGGUUCAAUCCCGGAUUCCCGAAAGAUCCCACACGCCACAGAGCAACUAAGCCAGUGCGCCACAUCUACUGAGCGCUGGAGCCGUGGAGCCCGUGCUCGGCCACAAGAGAAGCCACCACAGUGAGAAGACCACACACCCCAAGGAAGAAUAACUCCUGCUCACCGCAACUGGAGAAAGCCUGCACGCAGCAACCAAGACCCUGCGCGGCCAAAAAUAAUUUUUAAAAAUAAAGAAAUUGCAAACAAUAAAGGAAUGAACUUUUAAAGUUGAGGGAUGCAAAGUAACUGUUUAAUUCGGCUAACUUGCAUUGUUCAAACCCUGCGCGGUCCAAAGAAAGGAUAGGCUCUUGAGUAGGAGAUAACGUCUAAGCCCUUGGACUAUCCUGCCUUAUAAGAUUGUCUUUAUCGGAGGCCCUUGGGCCACACAGUAUCAGCUUGAUCUCUGGAGGAGCUGGAAACUAAGAUCAGCCAUAUGAGCAGUGAUUCUGCCUACAGAAUAAAGUGACUCAGUCGUGUCCGACUCUUUGCAACCCCAUGGACUGUAGCCUGCCAGGCUCCUCCAUCCAUGGGAUUUUCUAGGCAAGAAUGCUGGAGUGGGUUGCCAUUUCCUUCUCCAGGGAUUCUUCCUGACCCAGGGAUUGAACCCAGAUCUCCCUCAUUGCAGGCAGACUCUUGAUCAUCUGAGCCGCCGGGGAAUCUGCCUACCGUGGGCCAAUCCAGGCCUUGGACACUGAGUCUUGGAUGUGCUUCCUUCGUUGGCAGUAUUGCACGUGUAUUGUCACACAUCAUGCUGAGAGAACUAAGCUACCGCCCUAUAACGCCACUGAGAGAAGGGUGGGGUCUCCCAACCCCUCCCUUGUGUGCCUUUUUCUAUUUCUGGUUUUAACCUGUAUCCUUUCAUUGUA